AUUUUUUUCACAAAAGGUUCAGUGCAGAAGGGCUUAACAGAAAUGGUCAUAAAAAGAAAUAAAAAGAGAUCGUGUGUGAACAUGUCAGGGGAUGUGAGAGCAGCAGGAAACAUCAACGCAAACCACCGGAGAUAUAAGAGAGUGACGGACUGAAGCUGAGAGUAAAGGUGCACUCGGUUGUAGAGUGCAUUGGAUAAAUUAGUGUCAAGUUUAAUGAGACAGGUUGUGAUCUCUAACGAGGGCCUGACGUUUGUUCAGAGGCAAAGGCUAGCAAGCUACCAACUCUCUUCUUUUGAUUUACAGAGAGAUUAACACCUCAAGUCUGCAUCUGGGCAAAGACAGGAAUGUUUUAUCAACAAUUCAAGCGAAUUGUUUACAAUUUACACAAAUCAACAAUUUACACAAAUCACAAAUGUGAAGAGAAGCCAGAGAAAACAUUCAGGACAUUUCUGUCAAACUGUUUAAUAGGUCAGCGAAGGACAGGAAAGACACAAUCUUGGGAAUAUUUCUAAGAAUAAGAUGCACUGUUUUGGACAUUGCCUUGUUGUGGUGUAAGUCUGAAUCAAAGAUAAGAUUCUGAGCAGAUCAUUUAGAGUAAGAGGCAUUGAAGAGAAGGCAGAUUAAUCUGAACUGAACAGAAGAAAUUGUCUGUAGCCCGUUGUGUGUUGUUGGUGAGACCUGAGUGCUGAGGGACACUAAAACAGACCUUAUUAUAUGCAGGAAUGAUAGCAGCAAAUAUAAAAACAUAGUCCUGUGCAAGAGCGAUGUUAGGAUACCAAGACUUUAUAAAUCAGUGAAGAUACCAUUAGUCCGGAAUUUUAGAGCGGCACUAUAAAGUUGCUGAGUUGCAAGGCUACAAACUUGCAGUAUCCUAUUUCUAUCUGUUUUUUAAGACCCUGCACAGGUUUCCAACUUGUAAAUAAUGUCCAAAUUAAAACUGGAAAACUGACUUUUCCUAAAUCUCAAAUAUAUCUGACUUGGCACCUAAUAAUACAGAAGUGCCUGAAAACUGAACAAACGCGGGCGCCUCAUGUCAGCCAAAGACCAGCUCAAGUCACUGUAAUCAGCCGUAGAACCUCCAGUCAGGUUGAAAUUAGGUGGAACUGUGAAGAAGUCUAAUCAGGAAACAUAAUUAUGUGAGGGUCACACUGAAGGUGUGUAGGGGUUUAAAAACCUCAAGACAGCUUGGGAUGAAUCAGGUUUCAGAUAUGGAGGCAAUUUUGGAAAACGUAUUAUGUUAAAUCAAAAAUAACAGCCACAUGUGGGAUCUUUUAAAUUAGUUUUCAUUUGAGUUAGGCAUCAUAUUCCUUUUAUUCUGUUUGGAAGUUGACAUAGCAAAUCAGGAGAUUUCAUUGUUUAGUGUAAUAACAUGAUGAUAACAUUUAUAUGUAAUAACAUUGUAUUCAAAAUGCUUUGACUGAAACACAGGAAUAUUUCCAGAAAACCAUUCUUUGAUGGUGAACUCUCCCUUUCAGUGUGAAUUUACCAUCCUGACCAGUGAAACGCUGAUUUCAGGCGACUGCUGAUAUUGUGGUAACAAGCAUGUCACUUCCUGUUAAUAUCAGUAUGAUAGCAGGGGGGGGUCCUCUAUGCUCGUAGUCUCUGUCACAAGCUGUAUAGAGCCUAAUCUUCAUUCCCUUUAUCCACCAUCAGAGGACAAAGAUAUGAAGUUGUACUUAUAUCUGUCUCAUCCUACCUGCUCAGAUUUGUGUAAGAACAAGAAUGUUUCUGGAAGCAGCAGCGACCUCCAUGACCUCUUUACAUACUCUUAUUUAAUACAAGUCUAAUCCUACAGAGCCGAUGGAAGGGUGCCAAACUGACAUAUUAAAUUCAGCCUCAGGCAGAUUAACGUCUCUCUCCUCCUCUUGUUACAGUCGAGAUCAGUUUCUCCUUUACACAUCGACUCUGUCCCUCUCUGUGUGCCCGGUCACCAGCCUUAAUUCAGAUUCUUUCACCCUCGCUUUAAUUAGCUACUGUUUCAAUCUUUAAUAACCCCCCGCUCACUGCGCAGUUAUGCCUGGUUCCCAUUUGAAAGUGCAGAUUAGAUUCAGCCACAUGCGGUGGUUAGCACAUAAGGAGAUUUACUCCAAUGACAGGGAACAUGGAGAGGGAUUUCAAAGGCACAUGGACAUACAUAUACCACCCAUUGCUACAGCUACCAGAGAAGAGGGCUCAACUUGCUGUCAAUAUUCACCUCACUGGCUGUAAGCUCCAUGCCCUCUAGGUAUUUUAAAUAACACACGCCAUAGCCACACAACUGCCCUCAAUGUUCUUAUAUGGAAGAAAUAUCCAGCAGUGGAGCACACUGUUGACCCGAUGAUCUAAGGCACACACUGCAAGUUAUAGAGAUGUACUGCGUUUGAAUCUGGCCUGUCAACUGUGAGCAACAUUAAAGGGAAAGGCUGGUGUUAUUCUUUAUAUGGUUAUUGUGUUGGAUUGACUCAAAACACAAUUUUCAUCAUAAUGACAACAAUGGAGGUCUGUUGCCCAUAUAAUGAGAAACAUCAGAUAAAGAUAUGCUUUGGUUAAUAGGACACAUUUGUUUUCAUGGGAUUUAUUGAAAAAAGAAAACAUCAAAUAUUACCAGCUGUAUCCUUCAGAAAACAAGUGACAUAAAACAAAUAAAAAUAUCAUCAAAAAUAAAAGUACAGUAGUGUACAUCUUCACUUCACAGGAUACUUUGCAUACAAACAGAUUGGCAGUCUAGUAAUUGCCUAUUGUGUGAAAGAAGUGAUUAUGCAGUGCUUCCCUGUAGCUCCACUUCACCAUUAAUAUUUGAUUAAUACUGGUUUCUCUAAUACGCGAAAAUGAGUGAUGCCAUAAUGAUAUCUGUCACCUAACAUUGAAGCGUAGUCGUAUUUUUAUUCGGUAUUAAAGCACAUAACUUAUAACCUACAACAGUGUGCUGUUAGAAAUGUUUUGAUUGAAUAUUUUUGAAACGUGACAGCAGUGACAGCAGUGACAGCUCAACGCUAAUGCCCAGUUUGAGACCGAAAUAAUAAUCUCUCAAGUGUUACCACUUAACAAGGAAUCUCCCAGACUGUGUCAGAAGCUAAAAUUAAAGACGAAUAGUCCACGAGAGGCAGCAGGAGCCCCCUGAUACAGCCCAAGGGCCUCCCCUGACUCACACUGAGAUAUUGAUACUAGUUCUCUUGGCGAGCAGUCGGGCUGCAGGGAAACUGUGGUGCAAGGCGUACAAAAACAAACUGGUAUUUUAGUGUGGUUGGAAAAAUGUACUUGAUUUUGUUAUUUAUAAAAAGAGAAAUGAUGCAUUCUUUUCAUAUAUGCGAGGUCGAGGCAAUGACAGAUUUCAUCUAAGUGCUAAAAGUGUAAACGUGGUGAAAUAAUCUGUGCAAAGUAUUUGACCUGCAGAUCUUAUCGAUUCCUAAAUCAAGUUUGUGAGAGGCUAUGUUUAUUGACAGUUGUCUAAAUAUGUUGUUUAUGUCUUGACAUGUUUUGAGGCUACUUUAAGAAACAAAAUUAGGUAUUCUUGAGUGGAAAAGAUGAGACACUAUCCACUACCACUUCAAACACUCACCAUGUGUGACUCGGUAAUAGCAUCCUCGGAUUCUGUGGGGAAUUCAGGGCAGCUGCAACAUUUUUGAGCUAUAAUUGAAGUCCCGCAGAUAAGUUGCUGUCCUGGUGUGGGGAUUUGAGAUCUGCUUGCAGUGGCCCAGUUCGCCCCAUAAACAUAUUUGGUCCUUCAGCUCAUAUAGAAACCCUUAUAGAAACCCUGCAACCAAGGCUUCAAAACUUCUCUGGAGAUUUAACUACUGGCUGGUGGAAGCUUCCAAUGUUGUUUUCAACCAUUUCUGUGCUAAUUUUCACAAUUGUUUUUCAUCCUCCUGUUCUCUUUCUCUCACUGAGCCUACCCACUCCCCGUAUUCUCUCCACACCUUCACUCCUCUGUGUCCCAGACCUUCCUAUCUGUCUUUGACAAUGAUAUCAUAAUAAAGCCAGUAACAGGGAGGUGAUUAAAGCUUCUGCUGGCCUCCACUCUUGCAGAAUAUUUCCUGUAAAAUGAUCUUUUACUGCUGCUCUCGCCUUAUUCAUCCUCGUAUUGUAUAAGAAAGCUGGAAAUGAGGCUCGUCCUCCUGAUGGUCGCUCCGCUCCCAGUGGGAUAUGUGGCCUACAUUUGUUUGUAGUGCAGCGUUUGGCUUUGUGAGCGUGUUCCUAUUUCAAACAAUUCCAGUUGUCUGCGGCGUGCCUCUUUUGUUUCCUCAAACAUUGACUGUUUUGUCUUUCCUUCUGUCUGCAUGUCUCGCCUUCCUCUCUCUGCUUUCUCAUAAAUACUGUACAUGUAUCCAGCAAUGUAGAGCUCAUCUUUGAUCGCUUACCAUUCAGCUCCGAGCACAUGCCCUUUUGACCUGUAUAAAUGAGCAUACAUGUGCACAAGAUGCCCAUUUUGAAAAGAAAGUCACCUUCCCUGGCUUCAGAGACUGCCUUAUUAUGGCGGACAGAUGUGCCCAUAAAUCAUACAGGUCCCCUGGUGGAGCAAGAAGAUCCAAAACAAUCUGAACACUGAUCAAGGUGAAACAGUGAGAAAGAGAAGAGAUAGAUAGAGAGACAUAUUUUUACACACAUAUCAAUAUACUUCAGCUGUUGACAAUGUCUGCAAUCAUUUCUGCCAUCAUACUGCCUAAAGAAGGAUUUCUUCCAUCACCUUUAUCAUUUCCAUGGAGCGAGAAGCAGCUUUUGUUUCAUCACUGCCUUUUGUUACGAAGAGAAUUUGGAAGGAAAGUCUUUAUCUUGAGAGGAAAAUGAGUUGUUAAAGGGGAAACACUUCAGAUUCUAAUUUACAAAGAGUGAGUCUGAUGAAACCCAAUCAAGCGUCUUUGUAUUUGAGAUUCGGCCCUCACACAAAGAUCCUUCCUGCUUAUAUUGCAACACAGCCUGUUACUCUGCAUUGUCUGCAACACUGCAAAGGAAGUUAAUCCUCGUUUUUUUAUACCAGGGCAGGCAAAGAAAUGAACCAUUUGUAUCUGUGAAAGAAACACUUUAAAUUGACAUUACAGUUAUGAUUUAGACUCCUACUCUUGUACGUAUUAUUAUUAUACUUUCUGUCAAAUAUCUGUCCACAUGUGAAAGUCUGAAUAGGGAAUGAUGCAGAACCCUGCCAACUGAGUGCUGACAAAGAACAGUUACACGUUACACGUUAUUUCAAAGUCCUUGCUUUGGUCAGCUUUCGCAUUAACUUCUAAACUCUUGUACUUGUUACAGCAGCUGUAAUCGAUUUUAAAAUUAUUUUAAACUUUUUUCUUUUUUUUUUUUAAUAACAAUGAAUGAGGAAUAUAAUUAACUAAUGUACGAUAUUAUGAAUUGUAGCUCAUCUUUAAGCUGUCGGGCCACAGCUUUACUGUUUUGGGUUACUUUCACUGCUGUCAUAGCGUUGUUUUUCUGCCGCAGGGGGGCAGCUUUUCGUUUAGUAAAAUACUACAAGCAGCUUAUAAAAUCCAUCAUCUAUACGUUUUUCAUUGACAAAUGUAAACCCCAGUUGCUUAAACCCACAAAUUCACAAACAUUUUUAAAUUAAAAACACUGAGGACAUAAAGUCAGUGUAACUAUGAACCUUGGCAUCUCUGGUAAAGGCCUUUUGCUGAUUUAAAUCUGUUGACUAUCAAUACAUUUCAUGCAGAUAGUGUAAUGAAAGAGCUGUAAAUAAAAUUCUCAGUCAUCAGUUUUUAAGAUAAUGAAUUUGCUGCUUACAGCUGAGAAAAUGCUGUUCAACUGUGGUGAGCAGCAAGAAUGAAAGACCCAGCAGUUGAUUUACAAACUGCUGUGUGAUAAAAACAAAUUGGACUGUGAAGUCGCAUAAUCUUACUGUCCACCUUGUUUAUCCCAGCUGAACCUAGAUACGCCCUUAUUUCUUCAGCACCCUGGAUUGUCAUCUUUUAACAAUGAGGACACACUUCAUCGUCUAAACUGUUUCUUCAUACUGAAAGGAACUGUAAUGCCAAUAAUGAAAUAUUGUGACAUAUUUCUGAGGAUUUGUGAACAAUGAUCACAUCCAAAAUGUAAAACCAGCUUUUCUGUGCCACAGGUGACAAGUUUAUAUUUUACCUUCCAUUUCAAUCAGUUCCCUUGAAAGAUAUCCUGUCGACCUCUUGAUUAUGAAACUUGCUGUUAUGGUACUGUAUUAUUUAUGGCUUUUCACAUCCAGCCACACUCUACGUUUCAAGGUGCUCAAGGUUCAUCUCUGCUGUCAGAUUUCAGAUAAUGUUGGUAAUAAGAUAGUGAAUUGCUGGACGAGGCGCAGUUUGUUGCAUCUUCCUCCGCUGUGAGGAAAAUGGAUGUGGAGAAGGGUAGUCGUCGGUCCAGGGGUACGAGCACCCUGGAAAAGUGUCUGAUAUUUCUCUUUGUGGCCAUGACCGGCGCCUGCAUCGGCCUUGUGGUCGUCUACUUCACUGAGAAAGCGAAGACUUCUACUCAUGUAGAAGGGCCGGACUCAGGGUGUGGUGGUCCUCAGGAGCUGACUGGAGAGACGGGCACCUUCACCAGCUUUAACUACCCCAAUAGCUACGACAAUGGAAAGAGCUGCUCCUGGCACAUCACUGUGGACCCUGACAAGGUGAUCCAACUGUGGUUUGAGGAGUUUGCUUUGGAGGACACCCAGCUCUGCACGUCAGACUUCAUCACGCUGAGAGACUCUCUGGGAACCAUCGGUAAAUACUGCGGCUACACCAAACCGAAGCCGCUGGUGUCACUUACAAACUACUUGAAUGUGUACUUCGACACCAAUGACAGAAAAACAGACCAAGGUUUCAAGGCUCAUUAUAAAGCUGUGGCUCCAACGCUCGCACCAGAAAUAGCCGGAGCUGGUGGCUUUCUCCAAGGUGACCAGGGGGAUCUGAUGACCCCGAGCUUCCCAGAGCAGAACUACCCGAGUGGAGCACUAUACCAGUGGAGAAUCACGGUGCCUGAAGGCGAGAGGGUUCGACUCACAUUUACUUCCUUUGACCUGGUGCCUGAGGUCUGUGGAGACUUUGUUCAGGUCUACGACGGGCACAAGGCCGGCUCCUCUUCAUUCAGUAAAUUCUGUGGGGGGACAAUGCCAAAGCCGGUGGAGUCCAGUAGCAACACAAUGGUGGUCCGCUUCAAAUCGGACAACAGUUUGACUUCUAAAGGAUUCAGAGCAACUUACACCAAGUCCAGCCUUCCACCUGUUACUACCACCACACCCAAACCCGCCACCACCACACCCAGACCCUCCACCACACAAACACCUCCACCUCCCACAUCUUCGGGAGUUGGUGGUCCAGAUAUCCUUCAUGGGCGUAAAGGAGUGAUCCAGUCCUUGGGUUUCCCAAAUCCCUAUCCUGCUCAUCUGAACAGCUCCUGGAGGAUAUCUGUGCCCAAAGGAUUCCUGGUUAAACUGCAGAUCACUGAAAUGGCCAUCACAGGAGAGACUGGACAAUGCAAGGAGGACAAACUGGUCAUCUCAGAUAAUUACAGCACAUUAGGCACACACUGUGGCUACAUCCUUCCCCCAGUGGUGGUCAGUGCCAGUGACACAAUAUCUGUCACCUUCCAGUCCGACAGUCGCCUCACAGACCGAGGAUUCUCUGCCAGGUGGGAAGCUGUGUAUGCUGAGGAUAUCGCAGAAAUCCAGGGCUGUGGCAUUUCUUCCAAAGAGGAAACAGGAGUUAUUAAGUCCCAGAACUGGCCUAUGAACUACAAAGCUAACGCUGAGUGCAUGUGGAACAUUGCUUUGCCUUUCGGGAAAAAAAUCACACUGACGUUCACCCACUUUGACCUUGAAGCCAAAGAUUUCCUGACGUCCAAAUGCUAUGACAACAUAAUGAUGUACGAGAUCAAUAGUGUGACUAAUGCGUUGCUUCAAACGCACGGUCCAUUUUGUGGGACGAAGCUGCCCGGUACUAUCCAGACAAAAGGCAGGCGGCUGGUGAUUCGUUUCCAUACAGACCUGCUUACUGAGUCCAAAGGCUUCAGGGCCUACUGGACAACAAACCCCAGUUUGCCUGCUCCCACUGAGCCACCUGCUCAGCCCAACCCCUGGGACAACAUCACCAUAGACUGGUCCGAUACAUGUGGUAAACCAGCCAUUCCUCCUGUUGUUGUGUCACGCAUUGUGAAUGGAGAGAAAGCCAGGCCUCACUCCUGGCCCUGGCAGGUGUCCAUGCAGGUCUGGCCGGCUAGUCGUCCAGAGCCCACAUUCUUCCAUACCUGUGGUGGUACUCUUAUUAAUAAGAACUGGGUACUUACAGCAGCCCACUGCUUCAUAAACUACGCUGAUGAGCUGCAGCGUUGGCGCAUGUGCCUUGGCAAACACAACCUGACCUACACAGAGCUGAGUGAACGCUGCUUCAAUGUGUCUGGUAUCUAUCGCCAUGAGGGCUUCAAGUAUCCCACGGUGCCCACGGUGGAGUUUGACAUUGCCCUGGUCAGGUUGGACGGGGAGGUGAUGCCCAAUAAUGAGAUCUCAUACGCCUGCCUUCCGUCAGCGGAGGAAGUCCUACCUGGGGGCAAGAAGUGCUACGCCACCGGCUGGGGAGAUGAGACUGGCGAUUCAAUGAAUGCUAAAGUUGCAGAGGCCCUUAACCAGGUUGCCCUGCCUGUUGUGCCAUAUGACACCUGCAAGAGGAUGGAUUACUGGUGGUUCCAGGUCAAGACCUCCAUGAUCUGCUGUGGUUAUACCCUGCCUGAUGAGCUCAAGUCUGUCUGUCAGGGAGAUUCAGGUGGUCCUCUGGUGUGUCAGGAUACCCCCGGUGGUUCUUGGGAAGUUCAUGGUAUAACAAGCUUUGGUCCUAUUGGAUGUGUUGUGAAUAAGAAGCCCUCUGUGUUCACCCGCUCCUCCGCCUACCUCCCCUGGAUCAACAAUGUCAUCCGCAGAGACAUCUACGAUGAGCACACAUCUGGCUGUGGAGGGCCAAAGGACCUGAUGGGCAGAGAAGGCACCGUGUCCUCUACGGGUUACCAUGGCAGCUACAACAACAAAGCCCGCUGCCAGUGGAAUAUCCAGGUGCCACUCGGCAAACUGGUCCACCUCCACUUCCACAAUUUCUCCCUGGAGCAGAGUCAGUUGUGCCUUAACGAUAAAGUCAGCCUCAGAGACAGAAUAGGAAGUCUAGGUACACACUGCAGUCAUGUACCCCCUACAGACCUGGUGAGUGAUGGAGACAGACUUCACAUCAGCUUCUCCUCCAACGACAAGGUGGUGGACACGGGUUUCUCUGCCAGCUGGAAGGCAGUGGACCCUACAGAGGGUCCUUGUGGAGGGAGCUUCAGCAGCGCUCAGGGUGAAAUCACCUCUCCUUACUGGCCCAAUGACUACCAAGCCCAGUCUGUGUGCACGUGGCGUAUCAGCAUUCCUUCAGCAAAAACGAUCGAUGUAGCCUUCACACACUUUGAGCUGCAAGCUGCAAACAUUUUAGGAAACUGUUUGGACUACAUUGAGAUCUUCAAUGGUGAAAGCAUGACAUCACUAGGUCGAUUCUGCGGCUUUGCUCCUCCACCCAUCAUCAGCAUCCCUAGCAACACAGUCGUCAUUCGCUUCCUUAGUAACGGUGCCGAUCAACAGAAAGGUUUUCGUGGUUACUGGACCACUGAUGCCGGUGUUAUCCCAACUUUACCUCCUCCGCCUCCUAACCUAUGGGACAACAUCACUAUCAACUGGCCAGCAGAUUGUGGAAACCCAGCAGUGACACCCAAUACAGCCACCCCGAGGGUGGUUAAUGGGGAGCAGGCGAUCCCCCACUCCUGGCCCUGGCAAGUCUCCAUGCAGGCUUCACCAUUCUUUCCCAUACCUUACAGGCACAGUUGUGGAGGUUCUUUGAUUCAUGAAGAUUGGAUCCUAACUGCUGCUCACUGUUUCAUGUUCCUUCUGAAUAAACCCUCCUACUGGCGCAUGUGUUUGGGGAAGCACCACAUGAACUCCUCCGUGGACAUUCCUUCAGCAGAGCAAUGCUAUAAGGUGGAUGGUAUCAUCCGCCACAAGGGGUUCGUCUACGAGCAAGAUCGCACUGACAUCACCAAUGACAUAGCCCUGGUGCAUUUGGCCCGGCCUGUCAACAUGACGAGGGAGAUCAGCCCCAUCUGUCUGCCCACACCUGGGGCUGUGAUGCCCGCUGGGACGCCCUGCUUUGUCACCGGCUGGGGAGACGAGAAAGGUAACCUGUUCCCCAAAGUGUCUGAGAAGCUAAACCAGGCAGCCCUUCCUAUUGUUGACUUCCAGACCUGCAGUAAGCCUGCUUACUGGUGGGACACCCUCAGACCCUCCAUGAUCUGUGCUGGUUAUGAGUCCCCAGAUGAGCUCAAGUCAGCCUGCCAGGGUGACUCUGGAGGUCCCUUUGCCUGUGCGGCGGCUGGAACGAACACAACCUGGGAGGUGCAUGGUGUCGUCAGCUUCGGAGCUCAGGGUUGCAUCAAAGACAAGAAACCCUCAGUAUUCACCCGCGUCUCUGCCUUCAGCGAUUGGAUCAGCGACAACAUUAAGAAGUUUAUAUAUGAAAGUGGCAAAACCAACUAA
Molecule: messenger RNA, 10486 nt
Organism: Anarrhichthys ocellatus (wolf-eel)
Lineage: Eukaryota; Metazoa; Chordata; Actinopteri; Perciformes; Anarhichadidae
Product: ovochymase-2
Exons: 25
Coding region: 6287-10486 (1399 amino acids)
Biological process (GO): proteolysis
Molecular function (GO): serine-type endopeptidase activity
Source: RefSeq, a predicted model, not a curated record